Molecule: messenger RNA, 1464 nt
Organism: Aplysia californica (California sea hare)
Lineage: Eukaryota; Metazoa; Mollusca; Gastropoda; Aplysiida; Aplysiidae
Product: prostaglandin reductase-3-like
Exons: 1
Coding region: 1-1071 (356 amino acids)
Cellular component (GO): mitochondrion
Molecular function (GO): zinc ion binding; oxidoreductase activity
Source: RefSeq, a predicted model, not a curated record
AUGGCAGCCCUCCCAGCUACUCAGAAACAAGUUGAAGUGAAGAAAUUGGUCACAGACUUUCACGAGAUCACGCAGAUCGCCUCAGGACCAGUGCCCAGCCCGGGAAAGCAACAGUUUUUGAUCAAGACCAGAUAUGUUGGUAUAAACGCCACAGACGUCAACAAAAGUGCCGGCCGCCAUUCGUAUUCCUCCUCUGACUUAAAACUCCCAUUCGUCGCUGGUAUGGAGGCUGUGGGGGAAGUUGUGAAAGUAGGAGAUAGUUCCAAGUUCAAGGUCGGACAGUAUGUAGCGUGUUUGCCAUCUGGUGCGUUUGCAGAGUACGCAGUUGGAGACGAUAUGACGUCAAUACUCUUGCCGUCUGCCAGUGCAGAAUUCUUAGCUUUGUUCGUCAGCGGCUUGACUGCUUCCGUUGCUCUGGAGAAGGAAGCGGAUCUGAAGCCUGGCAAGACGGUUCUGGUGACCGCGGCUGCCGGCGGGACUGGACAAUACGCCGUACAACUGGCCAAACUGGCAGGGUGUCAUGUGAUAGGCACUUGCUCUGAUGACGCUAAGGCUAAAUUCCUGAAAGGUCUCGGAUGUGACCGUGUGGUUAAAUACACGGAAGAAGACCUCAAUCAGGUGCUGAGCAAAGAGUAUCCGAGAGGGGUAGACGUUGUCUACGAGUGUGUCGGAAAAGAAAUGUUUGAUGCUGCGCUAAAAAGUCUGGCUCAGUUCGGUCGUCUCAUUGUCAUUGGACAGGUUUCCGCUUACAAGGAUGACGACAACGUGAGAUCUUUUCAGGGACUAGCACUCGCAUCAAAAUCAUCGGAUAUUUGUAUUCCUUUGACCUUGAUGUUCAAAGCAGCCAGCAUAAGAGGCAUGGUCCUAGGUGCCUACAUGGGGGACCUCCAGCGCCACAUGGACACUUUGAUGAAACUGCUGAAGGAGGGAAAAAUCAAAGCGUCCACAGACAUGGGCAAAAACGUCCCGUCUGGCCCUUUCGUUGGCUUGGAGAAAGUUGCAGAUGCUGUUGAUCAUCUUUUCUCGCGAAAAAACAUUGGUAAAGUGGUUGUUGAAGUUGGGAAAUCCUGAAUUCGUUUCUUUAUCUCCAUUUCAAGUUUUACUAUCUAUGAGAUGAAAGGGACUUUAGAGGACAAGACGGUGUCUUACAACGAUCUUCUGUGUGACUGCUUUUAGAUUGUGAGUUGGUGUUUUACAGUGCCAACUACAUCAUGAAGUCAUAUAGCUUACUUUGUGCAUUCCAAUUUAAGAAAAAAUCGCUUCAAAUAUGUUCAGGAAAAUAGUCUAAGCAAGACCCUGUACUUUCUGUUACAUAGCACAAGCAUUAUAUAUAAAAAUACGUUUAGUUAAUUCAUUAUGACAAUAUUUAGUACCCAGACGUUAAAAAACUACAGCAACAACAAAACAAUCAAUGUCGUUUUGGAAAACGUAGCAGAAAACGUUCCGAAAGAAAAUGGAAUCCAU